AUGCCUCCAUCCUCAGAACAAAGCUUCAGAGCCAAUCUAUCUCAAUUCCGCUGGGACAGAGGCGUCACAGACGACUCUCAACAAACACAGCAACCACUGCCAUCAUCAAACCCAUUCUCCCGCUUCUACAACGCUGUAGCAGGCGACUAUAUCCCUCUCAGAUCCAGCGAACGUUCCAACGAACACGAAGCAUGGUUUGCGCUGUCACGUUGGGAGAGGCUGCUCGGGUUCGGUGCAUGCUUGUUAGGCGUAGCAGUCCGCUUCUUCGUCGCUUUCAUGACCCUCCCUUUCCUCGCCAUCAAUCCCGCAAAAUUUGCUUUGGCAUUCAGUCUGGGAAGCUUGCUCGUGAUGUUCGGUUUUUCAGUCCUCAUAGGACCAUUAAACCACGUAAAAUAUUUGAUUUCCAAAGAACGUGUGCCAUUCACCCUCGUCUACUUCUCAAGUUUGGGCUUGCCCCUCUAUUUCUCUAUCAGCGCGAGUUUGUAUUCUUUCAUCACCACAAGGGUCCACUCGUACUUAGGUUCGCUAUUAGCAGGUGUGGUCCAGGUAGUAUUUCUAGUAGCGUAUGUCCUGGCGUACUUCCCAGGAGGUACACAGACAUUGCGCUUUGGUGGACAAAUCGCUCUUCGGGGAGCAGGAAGCCUGCUACCUUUCUAA
Molecule: messenger RNA, 657 nt
Organism: Suillus bovinus
Lineage: Eukaryota; Fungi; Basidiomycota; Agaricomycetes; Boletales; Suillaceae
Product: Got1/Sft2-like family-domain-containing protein
Exons: 5
Coding region: 1-657 (218 amino acids)
Biological process (GO): vesicle-mediated transport
Cellular component (GO): membrane
Source: RefSeq, a predicted model, not a curated record